AUGACGAAUAGUGUCAAUGAUAUGCUGCAACCACCGGAUAUAAACUACCAUUCUGAAAUAGCACCAAGUUUCUGGUUCUCCACAAGUAGUGACAUUGUCGCUGGUGGAACGGAAACUACCUAUACCGUGCUAGAAUGGGCAAUGACAGAGCUUUUAAGGCACCCAAAAGCGAUGAAGGAUCUACAAACGGAGGUGAGAGGAAUUGCUGGUGGCAGACCAGAGAUCACUGAUGAGGAUUUGGAAAAGAUGAAGUAUUUGAAAUCAGUGCUUAAAGAAACACUGCGUUUAUAUCUGCCGAUACCCUUACUGGUCCCGCGCCAGGCAAUCGACGACGCUAAAGUAAUGGACUUUGACAUUUCAGCUGGAACUGUGAUCAUUACCAAUGCUUUUGCCAUUGGAAGACACCCUUCAUUCUGGGAAGAACCAGAUGAGUUUAGGCCUGAGAUUCUUGAAUUCUGGCAUUGA
This is a messenger RNA of Coffea arabica (coffee), 465 nucleotides long. The record is from RefSeq and is a predicted model, not a curated record. NCBI's taxonomy places the organism in Eukaryota, Viridiplantae, Streptophyta, Magnoliopsida, Gentianales, Rubiaceae.